Molecule: messenger RNA, 1351 nt
Organism: Otolemur garnettii (small-eared galago)
Lineage: Eukaryota; Metazoa; Chordata; Mammalia; Primates; Galagidae
Gene: MRPS23
Product: mitochondrial ribosomal protein S23
Exons: 5
Coding region: 52-624 (190 amino acids)
Biological process (GO): translation
Cellular component (GO): mitochondrion; ribosome
Molecular function (GO): structural constituent of ribosome
Source: RefSeq, a predicted model, not a curated record
CCACUUCCGGUUCCGGUGGCGGCUGGUCGCGCUCUGUUCUAGCCGCGGGCCAUGGCUGGCAGCCGCCUGGAGACCGUGGGGAGCGUCUUCUCGCGGACGCGGGACCUGAUCCGGGCUGGAGUGCUGAAGGAGAAGCCCCUCUGGUUUGACGUCUAUAAUGCCUUCCCCCCGCUGAGGGAGCCUGUCUUCCGAAAGCCCCGCUUGCGUUAUGGCAAAGCCAAAGCUCCCAUCGAGGACAUCUGGUACCACGAGGAUCGGAUCAGAGCGACAUUUUAUUCAGCCUAUGGAUCUGGUCCAAAAGCUUUUGAUUUGUUCAAUCCAAACUUCAAGUCUACCUGUCAACGGUUUGUGGAGAAAUACACCGAGCUACAGAAACUUGGAGAAACAGACGAAGAGAAGUUAUUUGUGGAAACAGGGAAGGCUUUAUUGGCAGAAGGUGUCAUUUUAAGACGAAUAGGAGAAGCAAGGACUCAACAGGAAGGCGGUCAUGUUUCCCGGAAACCUGAACACACGAGUGUCACACCCCAAACUGCAAUGGAAGGGAACCAGCCUCAGAGAGAAGUCCCACAGGACCAGCACUUGGAGGCACCCGAAGAACAGUCGAAAGGUCUCUCGCAGCCCUGAGGAUUGAAUACUGUGUAUACUGACAGCCACACUUACUAGCUGAAUGCUGAGCUAUUUUUAACAGUUGAACUGUGUAAAUGUUUUUUAAUCUCUAAGGCAUGACGUUUGCCUUCUCUUAGUUCUGAUUUCUGGGUAGCUCAGUAUCAUGGUUUGAAAGAACCAGUCAGGUGAACUUUUAUGUUAGGACAUUACUAAAUAAAGAAUUCCCUAGGGCUUAUAAAGUAAAUUUACUUUGAAAUGGUAAAUUACAUGAGGAAACCUUUAUAAAGAUUGUUUGAAUGGGACUCCUGAGUAGGCUUGCAUGGGUGUUUGAGUUAGCACAUGGGCUGGCUGCAUUGGAUUCCCCAGUAUGGAUCUCUUCUAUGGAUGCAUCAGACUUCUGUGUAUGCAUGGUGUGGUCCCUUGGCUGGCUGUUUGUGUCUGCCCUUUUUGCUAUAGAACUAUGAACCUUCAACUUGAGAGGUUAGGCUGACUUGUGCUUUGUAGUAAGAGUGAGGACCUGAUACUGCUGAGGGACCAUAGGCCAAGACUAUAAUCUUAUGGACUAAGAUUAAAGACUGAACUCAGAGCGUCUCUUGGUAACUGGAGUGUCAAGAGGGAGGCGGCUGAGUUAGAUGAUGCUCUCCACCAGCAUCCGCCUGACUCCCCGGCCCGGGGUGUGUUUACCAACUGUCCUGCCUUCCUCAGUUCCCUGUGUUUUACUAAAUAAAGGAAAUAUUCCUCAGAG